Coffea eugenioides is the source of this 792-nucleotide messenger RNA. RefSeq lists its product as uncharacterized. Lineage: Eukaryota; Viridiplantae; Streptophyta; Magnoliopsida; Gentianales; Rubiaceae. The transcript has 7 exons. The coding region runs from base 272 to 571 and encodes 99 amino acids. The record is from RefSeq and is a predicted model, not a curated record.
CUUUUUAACUUCUACCGCCAAAAAAGGAAAAAAAAAACGGAAAGAAAAUAUAUUUCCCGAGAAAAAAGAACGAUUCAUAGGGCAUUCAAGGGUGAUUCCUGUUUCGGAUCCGGAAGCUUGCGGAGCAGAAGCUGGAGGGGCAAGUGGCAUGAUUUCAGUUCCGAAGCAGGAGGGGAUGAAGAUGAGUUGAUGUUUCGUUGUUUAUGAUUUUGUAAUUUAUCUUAAUCCUACUGUUUCCUAUUAGGGGAGAUAAUUGGCACAGGCAAGUUUGAUGAGAAUUGCCGUAAAAAGGGUUAUAUAUUUUGAGUCUACUCAGUUGGAUGGAACCAUUAUGGUCGUAAAGUUCCUUGACAGAAGGCAUCUUUGUCUUGCACCAGACAAUGUUGAGUGUACCACUUAUAUUUCUUGCAACAUCCUUGGUAAGACUUCCAGGGUUUUCAGUUGUUGCUAUCAUUUCAAUUCCGUUAUGUGCAUAUCAGGUGUUGUCAAUGGGCAUUUUCUGCUUAGACACACCAUUUUGCAUGAAGAGGAAAUUCCUCCAUGGUAUAACAGAAACCUAUGCUUGCUGUGAAGCUCAUGCCACAGCUGGAUAUGCAUGAGAGAAAGGGAAGAUUCCAGGAAACCAAUUUCUAAGUGAAGACAUCGGCAUGCAAAAUACCCAUGUAAUUCUUAAAUUUUGCUUAAAGAACAUUUAGAUGUGAUUUCUUUUUUAGCUUUGAACAAAGAUUUGCUGGAGCAGUUGGACUCUUUACUGCCAUUUGGGAGAAUAUAUUGAUCAACAUUGGUCAAGCA